CGCGUGCCUUGCGUCACAAUAGUUGGGGUGGCGACUGCGCAGUGACACGUCUCCCUCCUGCGCUCGAGCAGGCUGUGCCGGGGGUUUGGGGGAACGGGGCUAAGAGCCAAGGCGCAAGGAGGGUGGAGGAGGCGGCGGCGGCGGCGGCGAGCAGCAGAGUUGGGGGCUUGCCCCCCGUUCUCGCGGGAUCUUGUGGCGAGGUCGCUGCUGGACUGGAGGUGGCCCGAGAGCUAGAGCGAGCGCGGGGGGCCGGGCCGGGGCCGGGCCGUGAGGUGAGCUGGCGAGGCCAUGGCCGGGCAGCAGUUCCAGUACGACCACAGCGGCAACACCUUCUUCUACUUCCUCACCAGCUUCGUGGCCCUCAUUGUCAUCCCCGCCACCUACUACCUGUGGCCGCGGGACCAACACGCCGAGCAAAUUCGCUUAAAGAAUUUAAGAAAAGUGUAUGGAAGAUGCCUGUGGUAUCGAUUACGGCUGUUAAAACCCCAGCAGAAUAUUGUUCCUACCAUAAAGAAGGUAAUCCUGCUUGCUGGAUGGGCGCUGUUUUUGUUUCUUGCUUACAAAGUUUCGAAAACAGACAGAGAAUAUCAAGAAUACAAUCCAUAUGAAGUGUUAAACUUAGACCCAGGAGCAAGUGUGUCAGAAAUUAAAAAACAGUACCGUUUGUUAUCAUUGAAAUACCAUCCAGAUAAAGGAGGUGAUGGAGUUAUGUUUAUGCGGAUUGCUAAAGCUUAUGAAGCCUUAACAGAUGAAGAAUCUCGAAACAAUUGGGAACUAUAUGGCAAUCCUGAUGGACCACAAGCUACGAGUUUUGGAAUAGCAUUGCCAGCUUGGAUUGUAGAUCAGAAGAAUUCUAUUUUGGUUUUGCUGGUUUAUGGAUUAGCAUUUAUGGUUAUUCUUCCAGUGGUUGUAGGUUCCUGGUGGUAUCGAUCAAUACGUUACAGCGGAGAUCAGAUUCUCAUCAGAACAACCCAGAUUUAUACCUACUUUGUUUACAAAACAAGAAAUAUGGAUAUGAAAAGGCUCAUAAUGGUGCUAGCAGGAGCUUCUGAAUUUGACCCACAGUAUAAUAAAGAUGCAACAAGCAGACCUGCAGACAACAUUCAAAUACCACAGCUCAUUCGAGAAAUUGGGGGCAUAAAUUUAAAGAAAAAUGAACCUCCACUUACUUGCCCGUACAGCUUGAAAGCCAGGGUGCUCUUACUGGCUAAUCUUGCCAGAAUGAAAAUUCCUGAAGCGCUUGAACAAGAUCAGCAGUUUGUCUUGAAAAAGUGCCCUGCAUUGCUUCAAGAGAUGGUUAAUGUAAUCUGUCAACUGAUAAUCAUGGCACGUAGCCGUGAAGAAAGGGAGUUCCGUGCUCCCUCAUUGGGGUCCCUGGAAAACUGCAUGAAACUUUCACAGAUGACUGUCCAAGGGCUUCAGCAAUUUAAAUCUCCACUCUUGCAACUCCCACAUAUUGAAGAGGACAAUCUCAGACGGGUCUCUAAUCAUAAAAAGUAUAAAAUCAAAACAAUCCAAGACUUAGUGAGUUUAAAAGCAUCAGAUCGUCACAAUCUAUUGCACUUUCUUGAAGAUGAAAAAUAUGAAGAGGUUAUGGCUGUUCUUGGUAGUUUCCCGCAUAUCACCAUGGAUAUAAAACCCCAGGUUUUGGAUGACGAAGAUAGCAACAACAUCACAGUAGGAUCACUGGUCACAGUUUUGGUCACUCUUACAAGGCAGACAAUGACAGAAGUGUUUGAGAAGGAGCAAUCAACAUGUUCAGCUGAAGAGCAGCCUGCAGAUGAUGGGCAAGGUGAUACUAACAAAGUGAAGAACAAAGGAUGGCAACAGAAGACGAAAGGGGCAAAGAAGGCUUCAAAAUCAAAGAAGAAAAAACUUGUGAAGAAGAAACCUGCUCCUGUACCUCUGCAACAGACAAAGCAGCAGAAGCAAAAGCAACCAAAUGGAGUAGCUGGAAAUGAAAUUGUCAAGGAGGAAGAUGAUGAUGUUUCUGAUAAAGGAAGUGAAUCUGAUGAAGAUGACACAAAUAGAGACUCUUUAAGUGACAAAGAUGAUGGAAGUGAUAGAGAUUCUGACAGAGAACAAGAUGAGAAACAAAGCAAGGAUGAUGAAGCUGAGUGGCAAGAAUUACAGCAGAGCAUACAGCGAAAGGAACGUGCUCUUUUAGAAACCAAAUCAAAAAUAACACAUCCAGUUUACAGUCUCUACUUUCCUGAGGAAAAACAAGAGUGGUGGUGGCUAUAUAUAGCAGAUAGAAAGGAACAAACUCUAAUAUCUAUGCCCUAUCAUGUGUGUACACUUAAAGAUCGAGAAGAGGUGGAACUAAAGUUUCCUGCACCAGGAAAACCUGGAAACUACCAAUAUACAGUAUAUUUAAGAUCAGAUUCCUAUAUGGGCUUGGACCAGAUUAAACCAUUGAAGCUGGAAGUUCAUGAAGCUAAACCAGUGCCAGAAAAUCAUCCACAGUGGGAUACGGCAAUAGACGGUGAUGAGGACCCAGAUGAUAGUGAGGGUUUUGAAGACAGCUUUGAUGAAGAAGAAGAGGAGGAGGAGGAGGAUGACUAAAAAUGACUGUGAAUUAACUGUGUUAUAUGGGACGACUCUACAAACUUUUGACCUGGAAAAGAAUAAAACAAAACAGUGCAGAAGUACUGAAGAUGGAUUUUCUUUUUUAGUUUCUCUUUACCAAUUAUGAGUGCUUUAUGUAUCUUCCCAGUGGACGUCUGUCAAUCAGUUGGUAUAACCUGGGAGAUGUUUAUGGCUCUUUACAGCCUUUAAAUACAGGACAAUGCAUUUAUUCCAACUGAAAAUAAAAACUUUUUUAUUCUCAAUGUCCAGCAGUGUGGGCUAUGUUGUCUGAUUGACUUUUGGUUCAGUAUAUUAAAGGGUACUAUUAUUAAAUAGAAGAAAUCAUUAAAUCAACUUUUCAUAUUAGCAGGCUUGUUUUACAGGUUUGGAACCACCAGUUAAAAUUAACAUCCCUUUGAAUUCCUGUUUCAUAAAAAGAUCUUUAUCAGUGACAUUUUGAACAUUUUUGAAGCCAGGCUGUUCUAAAAGUCAGAUUAUUCAUUGCUUUAAACCUUGUUUUAUUUCUUUUGGACUUCACAAACUGGUAUUCUAGCUUUAGUUGGGGACAUUCCAUAUUGUCAUGAAGGCUGAUCCUACCUUAAAGGAGAGGAAACUUUUAGUCCCAUAUUUUCAUGCAGGUUUUAAGUAUUCUUCAAUAAUAUUAAGCAUUUUAAGCAUUUAAUGUCAGCUAGUCAUACCAGCUUAAUUUCUUAUAAUAAACUUGUAUGUAUAAAAUGAUUGUGGGACCAAUCAUAUUAUACAAAGUGGUGGCUUAAUACAGAAUACCUUUUACUAAAGGUGAGACUAUCAAAAACGAAAUUAUUGGCUUUUAAUCUACCUUACCCUCUCAGAAGUCUUUAAAGCAGACACACAAGACACAUUAAAAUGUUUUUGUAUUUAUUGAUAAUGAUUCAAAAUAAACUGGACUAAAUUUGAUAACACUUUGCUUUGUAAUAGUGCAUUUUUCCUCUACAUUGAAGUCUGAACAGGGAUAUUAGCAUGGAUAACCAGGCUUCAUUCCCAACAUAUUGGGAAUGCUUUUGGUUUCUACAUGCAUAUCUGAAAUUUUCUUUGAAGGAAUAAAAAAAAAAAAUCUACCCUCUUCACCCCAGUUUUUCUUUCCACUGGUAAAAGUAAUAACUAUCAAUGUGGUUAGAAACUAUAGAAAUGCAUCCAAGUGUCAAUCAUGUAGUAAGAUUUUUAUUACUAAAUGUUGAGGAACUACAAGACUGAAAUACUGUAAAAAAUUUUUUGUGACAAACACAUUUGUCAUACAGGUAAAUUUCCAUAUAAUGGAAGCCAUCCAAAGGCCAAAUGAGCUGCUCACUAAUUUGUGACCUUGUUUAUGAAAUAGAGGAUUGUCACUUUAAAUGCAAACUUAAUUGAUAUAUUUCUUUGUAAUUGCAAUAGUUGCAAAUAAAAUUUGAAAAA
This is a messenger RNA of Pogona vitticeps (central bearded dragon), 3999 nucleotides long. RefSeq names its product SEC63 protein translocation regulator (gene SEC63). Gene Ontology annotation, biological process: SRP-dependent cotranslational protein targeting to membrane; post-translational protein targeting to endoplasmic reticulum membrane. Gene Ontology annotation, cellular component: Sec62/Sec63 complex. The record is from RefSeq and is a predicted model, not a curated record. Lineage: Eukaryota; Metazoa; Chordata; Lepidosauria; Squamata; Agamidae. Gene Ontology annotation, molecular function: transmembrane protein transporter activity; RNA binding.